AUGGCAGAUAUUAUGAGAAGUAUUGACUUGGAGCUUGAAUACGACUUUAUGGAUGUUUCCAGUUACCAAGGCACAAGGUCCAUGGGUGAAGUCAGGAUUCUAAAAGAUAUUUCAACAUCAAUAGUUGACAAGGAUAUAUUAAUCGUAGAAGACAUAAUUGAUACAGGUGUGACUCUUUCAUACUUGACUAAAAUUUUAAAGUCAAGGGGAGCAAGGUCCAUAGAAAUUGUAACUAUGCUUUCAAAGCCAUCUAGGAGAAAGGUUGACCUACCUGUUAAAUACAAUGGAUAUAAAAUAGAUGACUAUUUUGUAAUUGGUUAUGGAAUGGACUUCAACGAGAGAUUCAGAGGACUUCCUUACAUUGGGAUACUAGAUGAGUCUGUCUAUUGUAAUAGUGAGGAGUGA
This is a messenger RNA of Trichomonas vaginalis G3, 405 nucleotides long. RefSeq names its product guanine phosphoribosyltransferase protein. The coding region runs from base 1 to 405 and encodes 134 amino acids. Gene Ontology annotation, biological process: purine ribonucleoside salvage; GMP salvage; guanine salvage. The transcript has a single exon. The record is from RefSeq and is a predicted model, not a curated record. NCBI's taxonomy places the organism in Eukaryota, Parabasalia, Trichomonadida, Trichomonadidae. Gene Ontology annotation, molecular function: magnesium ion binding; hypoxanthine phosphoribosyltransferase activity.